Python bivittatus (Burmese python) is the source of this 1909-nucleotide messenger RNA. Its product is annotated as class II histocompatibility antigen, M alpha chain. Gene Ontology annotation, cellular component: membrane; MHC class II protein complex. NCBI's taxonomy places the organism in Eukaryota, Metazoa, Chordata, Lepidosauria, Squamata, Pythonidae. Gene Ontology annotation, biological process: immune response; antigen processing and presentation. The record is from RefSeq and is a predicted model, not a curated record.
AUGACGGCCGGGCGGCUGAAGGGAUUCCCACAGAGCAUCUCAGACCUCCGUCUUCCUGGGGCACUUUGGCAGCGCAGAUCCGCUGGGCCUGAUCGGGGCUCCCGGGUCAGGAUGGAGCUGCUGUGGACUCACCAGGCUUUACUUACGGCAAAAGGCAACGAACUUCGGAUUUCAAAACAGAGGCAGAUUCCCCGAGAGGUUUCCCAGGGGCCAGAACCAGAGAGAAAGCGAAUUAGCCACUUCACUUGCAGCUGGCUGCCGUUAGAAGACACGGAGGGGGAGUACUGGAGGCACCUGGGAACGAAUGGCCGUCAGAGGCAGAGGGACUCUUAUCAGAGACUGAAGAAGAACGCUCAGGGUCUACCAGCGGAGCAGCCUUCGCACCUCUUCUCCGAGGUGUUUUUUUGCCAGAAGGACUCCCCGCUUUACGGCCUGGCCCAGACGCUGGACAACAACCUGCUCUUCCAGUUCAACUUCCCGGCCAGCCGCUGGGACUCCCGCCUCCCCGAGCUCCAGCCGGCGGUGCAGAACCGGACAACCGAGCAGCAGAUCGCGGCGAUGAAGACAAUCUGUGACACUGUGCUGCCCGUCCUCACCAAGUUUUCAGACAAAUACAUCCAGAUUCAGAUCCCCGAGGCCAGAGGAAUCCCCCACGUGGAGGUCUUCACCCUUCAGCCCCUCCAGCUGGGCCAGCCCAACAUCCUGGUCUGUUCUGUGAGAAACAUCUUCCCUCCCGUGGCCAAGAUCAGCUGGGCCUUCCACGACCAGGUGCUGACCCCAGGUGUCUCCUCCACCCAAGUCUAUCCCAUCCAAGGGCUGGACUUCCAGAUAUUCUCCUACUUGGAGGUGACUCCCCAGGCGGAUGACGUCUACAGCUGCACCGUUAAGGGCCCAGGGGACAAGUUCGACAGCAUGGCCUACUGGGUCCCCAAAGACCCCAUCGCCUCGAAGCUCCUGGAGAACUUCCUGUUUGGCUCAGCGAUUGCAGUGGGAGGGGUCUUCAUGAUCCUGGGGCUCACCCUGGGGCUUCUCUCUCUCCAGGCCGUGAGCAGAGACUGAACUUGCCCCCCAACCUGAGGAAGACCCUGGCAAGAAGUUCCCGUUUCCUCCCCCAUCCAUGGAUUGGCAGGAGCCCGGAAGCCCAGCUGGGAAGACCCCCCCCAAUCAUUGGCGUUCCCCCUCCCCUCCCCAAACUGAGCAGGGAAAGUCAUUUUCCCCAGUGGCGGGGCGGGGGGCGAGGAGGCGGCUGUUUCAUUCUCUGGUGCUCAGUCCCACGGAGCGGAACAGGAUUUGUCCCUGGAAAGGGGAGGGGCUGGAGAGGAGUCCGACCCCUGGCACCCGCUGCCCCUCCUCCCUUCCGGAGGCAUCUUCUGCUGGUGCCUCAUUGCCACCAGGUGGAUUUAUUUCACCCCAAGGCACCGCUGGGUGCAACUGCUGGCAGCCCCAGAAGAGAGAGUUCACUCGGUUAUUUUAACGUGUAGCCAAAACCCUAACCCUCACCCUGGAGGAACCGCAGCGGUUCCCGCCGUGCUUCAGCACAGAAGCAACCCCAGGUCCGAAUCCCACCUCCUUCCCUGGGAGGGGAUCCCACCGAAGUCAACGAGCACCUUGGACUUGCUGCCUCUGGUUGCCCAGGGUCCGGCAGAGAAGUGAAACGGGGGGGGAGGGGGGAACAAAUCUUUAUUGCCAACAACGGGCAGAGUAUAUGCACUCGUGUAAAGGCGCUUAAAAGGAACUAAUAUAUCCGCGUAAAAUGGUAACAUAGUAGAAGGAAUCUAAGAGACGAAUUACUAGGCUGCAAGCAGUGUUAGAGAGAUGCCUGUAAAAUGGCUUAACUGCAGAGGUUCUCCAAGGUCCUUAAUGCUAAUUCAAUUAUUAAAAGUUUAAAGCGCGUACAGGAUGUGCCAAA